This is a messenger RNA of Prunus avium (sweet cherry), 2085 nucleotides long. NCBI's taxonomy places the organism in Eukaryota, Viridiplantae, Streptophyta, Magnoliopsida, Rosales, Rosaceae. The record is from RefSeq and is a predicted model, not a curated record.
AUGGCGACCCAUUUCUUCUCCCGAUCUCUUCCCAAAACCCUAGCCAUGAGCUCCUUCCUCUCUCGCUCUCUAUCCACAGCCACCUCCGCUGCUUCCCUAUCCACUGCCCAAUCUCGCUCUUCUCUCUCUCUGUUCCACCGCCUUCGUCCCCUCGCUGGAUUCGUCGCCUCCCCCGGUAAGCUCUCUCCUGCGUCCAUCCGGUGCUUCUCGACCAACUCGACGACGUCGUCGCUUAGAGAUCCAAACCCUAACUGGUCGAACCGGCCUCCCAAGGAGACGAUCCUCCUCGAUGGGUGUGACUUUGAGCACUGGCUGGUCGUCAUGGAUCCGCCUGAGGGUGAUAUCACCAGGGAUGAUAUCAUCGAUAGCUACAUCAAGACCCUAGCUGCGGUCGUCGGAAGCUCCCUCCUGUACUUUGCCUCCACUCUAUCUUCUCCUCCAUUACCUUCCAAAGGGCUCAAAGGAGGUAUCUCUCCCUUUUCACUUACAAAUCUCACCCAUCUAACCCACUUGAAUCUUUCCCACAAUUCACUAUAUGCUUCACUUGAAACUCAAUUCUUCUUUUCUUUGAAUCAACUCGAGAUCCUUGAUUUGAGCUAUAACCGUCUUUUUGGAGAGCUACCACUUUCUCUACCAUCUAGCAAUAUCCGGACAGUUGAUUUGUCCAGCAAUCACUUCAUUGGUGCAAUUCCAUCUUCAUUCUUCCAACAAGCAAGCAACUUAACUAGUUUCAAUGUUAGCAACAAUAGCUUCACAGGGUAUGUCCCAUCCUCUAUUUGUCUCCAACAUUCUUCUCCCUUCCUUAGGCUAUUGGAUUUUUCUUCCAAUCUAUUUAAUGGCGACCUUGCUCCUGGGUUAGGGAAGUGUUCUGAACUGCAAGUUUUUCGUGCCAAUCACAAUAACCUCUCAGGAUUUCUUCCUGAAGAUAUCUAUAAUGCUACCAAACUUGAAGAAAUUGCAUUAGCUCUCAAUUCACUACAUGGAGCCAUUAGUGAUAAAAUUGUCAACCUCACCAACCUUGCCAUCCUUGACCUUUCCUUUAAUGAUUUUGGCGGCGAGCUUCCUCUCAAUUUGGGGAAGCUCUCCAAAUUGAAGUUUGUGACCUUAGAUUUCAACAAUUUAGAAGGUUCGUUGCCCCCAUCUUUGAUGAAUUGUACAAACCUUGUAGAACUGCGUUUGGGAAACAACAACUUGGAAGGAGAUAUCUCUGUGCUUGAUUUCUCAAGACUGAGUCAACUUACUAAACUUGACCUAAGGAUCAAUAACUUCACAGGUACAGUUCCAGUAAGCCUUUACUCAUGUAGGUUCCUAAAAGCCAUUCGGUUGGCUGAAAAUCAUCUAGAGGGACAAAUACAAGCUGAGAUACUUUCAUUAAAAUUCUUGUCCUUGCUCUCGUUUGGUUACAAUCGAUUCACCAACCUCACAGGGGCAAUGAAGAUAUUGAUGAGUUGCAAAAGUCUUCACACACUUUGUCUUAGCGGUUCCUUUGUGGGUGAGGGAAUGCCAUCUGAUGAUGACAUGGUUGAUUUUGAUGGAUUCCAAAAUCUUCGGGUCUUGGGUUUGGUUCGUUCUAACCUCACUGGUCAAAUACCUUUUUGGUUAUCAAAGCUCAAGAAUUUAGAGAUCUUGGCUAUGGGUUUUAAUCAAAUUACAGGGCCGAUUCCAAGUUGGUUGGGGACUCUUCCUAGACUAUUUUAUAUAAGCUUGUCACACAACCAAAUUUCAGGUAAAUUUCCACAACAACUUUGUCGACUACCAAGGUUGCUUCAUGAACCAAUUGCAUCUCAAGGAGAGAAUUAUGAAUUUGAACUUCCUGUUUUCAGUGCCAAUUGCUUCAGAAUAAUCGCAAAUCAAAAUUUCCUAUCGCAAAAAUUGGAUUUUAUUCCAGCAACGAUAGACUUAUCUACGAAUAACAUUGUUGGUGAUAUACCCACUGAUAUCAGCCAAUUGCAGCUUCUCCACACGUUGGGUCUUGACUCCAACAACUUCUCCGGCGUCAUUCCAGACCAAAUAUCUAACCUAAGAAAUUUAGAGGUUUUGAACCUCUCCAUGAAUCACUUGUCUGGAAUAAUCCCAUCGUCAUUG